Molecule: messenger RNA, 1877 nt
Organism: Exophiala oligosperma
Lineage: Eukaryota; Fungi; Ascomycota; Eurotiomycetes; Chaetothyriales; Herpotrichiellaceae
Exons: 2
Coding region: 329-1645 (438 amino acids)
Biological process (GO): D-serine biosynthetic process; pyruvate biosynthetic process; L-serine metabolic process
Molecular function (GO): D-serine ammonia-lyase activity; pyridoxal phosphate binding; L-serine ammonia-lyase activity
Source: RefSeq, a predicted model, not a curated record
GACCACCCACUUCCUAGGUAGAUAUUCAGCACCAUCUGCUGUUUAUGCCUACUCACUCAUAUCCACAAGUCUCUCGCAGAAACUAGCACCACAAACUACCAAACGAAAUUUUGUGUUGUCGUCUAGAGCGAUGAAAGGACACGUCCUUUUAUCGUCAAUCCCAAUUGAAUAUCAUUCAACUUAGGAAGCAACAAGUGACGAUACGGGAGUGAGGUCCAUCCGUCAAGUAUACCCCUCCAGGGUAACCCGAGUACAAAUUUCCAGGUCAAGACUACCCUGAUAAGAAAAGGGGGGUAUUCCUUUUGAGUCCAAGCAUUACUCAUUCGACAUGGCCGACCCGAACACCUGUCCACCACUUUUGCCGUCGUCCAUCGUGGCGGCUCACGCCAAAAUCCAGGGUCACAUCCACCAUACGCCCGUCUUGACGUCGAGGUCGUUGGACGCCAUCGCGAGUGCUCCCGACCCCAGGGUGUUCCUCGGCGACACCCCCCCGACGUUCGAGGAAGCCGAAGCGUCACGAGCGAAGGGGUCGAACGCCGAGACGACGCCUCGGUUUCGCGUCUGGUUCAAGUGUGAGAACUUCCAAAAGAUUGGUGCUUUCAAGGCCCGAGGUGCCUUCCACGCCGUGGCCAGACUCGUGGAGGAGAUGGGCGUAGAAGAGGUCAGGAGACGUGGAGUGGUCACUCAUAGCAGUGGUAACCACGCACAAGCUUUGGCUCUGGCGGCCUCGACUUUCAAAAUACCAAGUUACAUCGUGAUGCCGAGUAUAAGUACACCUUCCAAGAUCGCCGGGACGAGGUUGUACACACCCAACGUCAUCUUUUCCGGUUCGACGAGUCAAGAACGUGAAGCAGUGGUGGCAGAAGUCAUUGCCGACAAGGGUGCCAUACUGGUCCCACCUUAUGACCAUCCCGACAUCAUUCUAGGUCAAGGAACCGUAGGGUUGGAACUCGAGUCACAAGUCCGUGAAUUACAACUCCAACGACUUACGGAGAAGAAGGAGACAUCCUCCUCAAAGGAUGGUGAUGACGAUGAUGGUUCUUCUACUCGGACAAAACUCGAAGGUCUGGACGCGGUGAUAACACCCCUCGGCGGUGGAGGUUUGUUGUCGGGUGUGGCUACAUACUUUUCCGACAAACCAGGUACUUUGGUGUUUGGAGCCGAACCGAGUUUCCAAGGUGGCGACGACGGAAGACGUGGCUUAGCACAAGGAAAAAGGAUCGAACACGUCAAGACGUUGACCAUCGCCGACGGUCUGAGGACACCGGUUGGGGUGACAAACUGGGGUGUUCUGAGCAACAGGAGAAAGUUGGAGGGGGUCUACUCCGUGACCGAAGACGAGAUCAAAAUGGCCAUGAGGUUGGUGUUUGAGAGGUUAAAGGUCGUGGUCGAGCCGAGCGGUUGUGUCGGGUUGGCCGUGGUGUUGUUCAACCAGGAAUUCAGGGCCAUGUGCUCCCAGAGACAGAUGGGAUUGGAAAAGGACGGGUGGGACGUCGGGGUCGUGUUUUCGGGUGGGAAUACUACCAUGAAGGCCAUUGCGAAGUUGUUUGGGGAGGAUGAGACAGACGCAAAGGACACAAAAGAAAGGCAGGCAGGAAAGGUCGGAAGGGAUGGAUCAAGAAUGGCAGAGGAUGUUGCUGGAUAGAGAGAGGUAGAUGUGAUGACGGAGUACUUCUUGACAUUUGCGUAUAUACCUAUUACUGCUGUUAUAUACGGAGUAUACGGAUAUAUAUUGGAUUAUGAUACUCUGGUGUGAAGAUAGAAAGAAGUAUAUCAAAACUCAGAUAUCUACUAGACGGACCGAUAUGAUGAUGCCAUGAAUAUAGCUCUGCGUCAUCGUGAUCACUGCGAAAGGUACUCGUCCAUCUAGUCUUGAC